AUGACUCAGCCAAUCUAUCCUUUCUGGACCCACGACGCGUUAUCCAAGGCCUUGAACGACCUGAUUGAAUCGCAUUCACGAGAUGCUGUUCAAGAUCACGGCGAAUUUCGGUUGGUGGUAACAGGUGGUACCACCCCACCGCUCAUUAUUCAACAGCUUCAGCAUAAUACGGCCAUCGACUUUUCAAAAUGGCACAUCUUUUGGGCUGACGAGCGCUGCGUGCCAUGGGAUCAUCCGGACUCCAAUUACGGCCAAGUCAAAAAAGCCAUGCUAGACCAUCUUCCUUUACAACCGCAUCAGAUUCACGCCAUUCACCCGGAUCUUGCUCGCCCAGAGAAAGCCGAACAAGCAGCGGAAGAGUACGAAAAACAAUUAAAGCAAUUUUUCAAAAACUCGGCCCCUUGCUUUGACCUGGUACUUGUCAGUAUGGGCCCUGACGGUCACUUUUGCUCCCUGUUCCCUGGUCAUCCGUUGCUGGAGGAACACAACCGCUGGGUGGCCGCCAUUACCGAUUCUCCGAAACCUCCACCCGAGCGUAUUACAUUGACGUAUAAGCUUCUCAAUCAAGCGAAACAAAUUGUUAUCAUUGCAGUUGGAAAACCUAAAGCCUACAUGGUGAGUAAAGUGCUAUCCUCAGAUUAUGCCGAUGGGUGGCCAACCCAGCGACUGGAGGCACCGACGUGCUGGUACAUUGAUGCCGAUGCGGCAAGGUUUCUCAAUCAAUAA
Messenger RNA from Radiomyces spectabilis, 726 nucleotides. RefSeq names its product 6-phosphogluconolactonase. The record is from RefSeq and is a predicted model, not a curated record. Lineage: Eukaryota; Fungi; Mucoromycota; Mucoromycetes; Mucorales; Radiomycetaceae. The coding region runs from base 1 to 726 and encodes 241 amino acids. Gene Ontology annotation, biological process: carbohydrate metabolic process; pentose-phosphate shunt. The transcript has a single exon. Gene Ontology annotation, molecular function: 6-phosphogluconolactonase activity.